This is a messenger RNA of Exophiala viscosa, 2713 nucleotides long. RefSeq lists its product as uncharacterized. The record is from RefSeq and is a predicted model, not a curated record. Bases 138 to 2360 code for a protein of 740 amino acids. Lineage: Eukaryota; Fungi; Ascomycota; Eurotiomycetes; Chaetothyriales; Herpotrichiellaceae. The transcript has a single exon.
CCACAUGAAAUGAAUGUUCACCACAACUGCUUUGCUUAACUGCCUUUUGUUGUUUAUUGUUGUUCUUUAAGACUUCUAAAUUCUUGUUGAAUCUCCUAAACUCCUUCAACUUACCAAACCCCCACAAGAGUACCAACAUGGAGCUCCGGUCAAAGCGAAAGAGCUCGGCGAUCUCGCCCCUCAAGCCAGCACAAGAGCCUACCCAUAUUCAGUCAGCAACGCCUGCUACUAAGCGACCGAACAAGAAACUGCGGUUCUCCGAUACUGCUUUGCUAAGUGACAGUACUGGCCUUACUCCUUUUGUUGGAAAAGCCUCUUUGAAAACUCCCAAGCACCGUCGAGCGUCAACACCGGCAAUAAUAAGACACGAAGACCACGAUGAGGUGCAAUUUACUCCCUUUCGAGAGUGCCUCACGCCGCGCACAGUUCGACAAAUUAAGCGCCAUGGCUUGAGUGAGGAAAUGAAUCAGUAUUAUGCCGACCAGAAGACCAACGCGGUACUACGGAAGGAGCUUGAAGUCAAGAACCAAGAACUUCAACACCUGCAGGAGAACUUGGCACAAGCUUUGGCUCGGAAUGAUCCACUCCACGAUGUUUCCUCAAGUCAAGGGCGAGUCGAUGAGGUACAGGCCGAAAUUGAACAGCUACAGCAGAGUUUCAGCUCGAACGAUGGCGCCUUCGAGGAUAUUGGAGUGGAUGGUGAUAGCUCAUUGGGGAAUUUCAACGACGAUUGUGGUUUUCUCAUUUAUGAGGAUGAAAAUGCCGGAAACGAGGAUCAAUCGACUGAGGAUGAUGUUCAUGCUGUGGAUUUGCAACUCGAAUCCGCACGUCAAGCCAAGCAAGCCUUGUUCCGCUCCAGUCAAGGCUCAUCAAAUGCUGUUGUCCAUUUCGAAGAUUCUCCAGCCCGUCCAAGCGCCACACACAAGGACAUCCCAUCACAGCCUCAACACUCGCACCGGAAUGUUUCGAAGCACUUGAAUGAUGCUACCAACCGUGCUGAAGAAGCUGAAGUUGCGCUCAAAGCACUGGACCUCGAAAUACAGAGCUUGGGGUUUCCUAGCAACAGUAACAAUGCUCAAGAAUCUGUUGCAGCCAUCAAGAACCACUUCCGAGAGAUGCGCAUUGAACUUGAGAGACUUGUUCCGGGGGAGACAGUGACUUCGUUCGACAAUGCCAAGCUCAUGCCAGAAAUGCUGGCGAAGAUCAAAUUGAUUGGCCAGUCAGUUCGUGAUCGCGAAGGUGAACUGAAAUCAAUGAGAGACCAACAGCGAUGUCUCAAGGGCAACUUCGACCAUGCAAUCGUCGCAGCCGAGAAGGCAAACAACCGCGUGAAGGAGCUUGAAGAGACCAUCGAUAAAAAUGCUGAAGAUAUGCUUGAAAUUCGGAUGCGAGCGCAAGCUUGGGAACGGGAAGCCAAGGAGAAUGAGUCAAACAAUCGAAUCUUGAUCACAGCCAUCGAGAAAUACCGUGAGGAGGUCAAGCGUCUUGAACAAUUAGUGGGCUUGAUCGAAGCAGAACAAGCAUCCAGACUUCAAGAUGUGCGAACUGCCACAGAAGCCGAAUUUACCCAACAGAUCUUUGAUAUGGACGCAAAGGUCGCCGCUGAGACGCAUGGUCGACGAGCAGCUGAAGACUCUGCCGUUGACCGACUGAGAAAGAUCAAUGAACUCGAGUCCGCACUAUCGACAGUACGACAACAGGCAGAAGAUGUCAAGGGCCAAUUGGCCAGGUUGGAGCAGCAACUUAGCCACUCGACUCACGGACACCACGAACAACUUGCGUCAACAGAGCGUGCUCACGAAGAAGAAGUCGGUGGGCUCAACUCGAGAAUAGCCAAUCUCUCAAGCGCAUUGACCUCUGCAAAUGCCGAAGUCGAGAAGCUCAAAACUCUCAAUGCCAAAUUGGAAGAACGCUACCGUGCUGAAGUCGAGUACGGUACACGCUCUGUGGACCGAAUGUACAACGAACUCAUUCGCAGCGCGACCAAGGCCGGCGAGGAGCGAAAGAGUUACAUCCGUGGUGCGAAAGUGCGACACGCCAACUGGGAGCUGGAAAGUGACGACCUCGUCUCUGAUCCUAUCGUGCCCAUGACGCCUUCGAGUAUCGUGCGCUUCUCCGACAUCGAUUAUCCUGAUGACCAUGUCCAGGGCAGUGUCGAGCUGUCGAGAGGCAGGAAGAAACACAGUCGGGCUUCUGGUCAGGGCCUUGGGAUCAUGAAGCGUGAUCGGCGAUCGUACGACAGUGGUAUCGGUAUGGGUUCGCUAAGUGAAGCUGAUGAAGAGGAUAUGUCGAACGAUAUCAUGACACCCGAUUUGAGUUCUGAAGCGGAUAUUGAGUAUGAGGCUGAUGUGAUGGUCUGAAUUUGUGAAGUGGGUACCGUGUACAGCCCGGACGGGUCAUCUUUUCUCUUGUCUGCAUUGGCAUUCGCAUAGCAAUGCAUAGCACGGCGUUGGCAUACACUUGUUUCAUUUGUGAGCGGCACUGGACACGGACUGGCAUGGGAAUGGCGUUUGGAUGCUUUAGCCUCAUCUACAGUAUGGUAUGGGCUGGACAAUAUUGUAGGUGUCAAAAAGACCAAAAUUGCAUUGGAACAGAAUAGCUAGCAAAAUGAUCUCUAGCAAAAUGAUCUCUAGCAAACAACCACAUCAUAGGUACACAUGACUUUUGAAUAGAUACUCCUUUGCAGGGUAUCUCGAGAAAAUGCUGACUCCUC